AUGUCUAUUACACCAUCAUCUGGAAUAUCGAAUCCAUCAAGAAAAACGCCAGCAGCAAGACCACCACGUUUAGCAAUUAAUCCAAAUGCAACAUACAUACCAACUCCAAGUUCAAAUUUACCAACUGCCCGUUUUGGUGGUUCAACAGCAUAUACAAAUUCAUCGCAACCAUAUUGGCCGCCAGUAGCUAAUCCAUUUUUAAAUCAUAAAGCUGCUGGGGAUUUUGUUACAAAAGGUUUUGAAGGUUUUAUAGAUUUUACAAAAACUGGUAUGAGUUUUGGUGAAAAAUUCUCUUUUGGAAUUUAUAAUAAAUUUAGUAAAUGGUCAAAAAAAUGGUUUACACACAUAUUUUUAUUUAUGAUUGUGAUUUUAUAUAGUGCACUGGGUGCAUUAAUAUUUAUGACAAUUGAAGGUAGUCAAGCACAGAGAGAUAUGGAAGCAGAAAGAGCAGCCAGAAGAGAUUUUUUUAAUGAAAUGCAAAAAUUUUCAAGUGAUAUAGAACUUUUAAAGUUAAGCAAACAGGAAUGGAAUGGUAAAUUAACGUCGAUAUUAAGGGAGCAUAAAGAUGCAAUAGAUACUCUUACAUCAAAUAAUAUGACUGUACUUCAAAUGGAAAAUAAACUAAAUCCUUGGCGUUUUUGGAAUUCAAUGUUUUAUUGUGGAACAGUUUAUACAACAAUUGGUAUGUAA
This is a messenger RNA of Condylostylus longicornis, 690 nucleotides long. RefSeq lists its product as uncharacterized. The record is from RefSeq and is a predicted model, not a curated record. Gene Ontology annotation, molecular function: potassium ion leak channel activity. Lineage: Eukaryota; Metazoa; Arthropoda; Insecta; Diptera; Dolichopodidae. Gene Ontology annotation, cellular component: membrane. Bases 1 to 690 code for a protein of 229 amino acids. Gene Ontology annotation, biological process: stabilization of membrane potential; potassium ion transmembrane transport. The transcript is spliced from 3 exons.